This is a messenger RNA of Malassezia japonica, 1431 nucleotides long. RefSeq lists its product as uncharacterized. NCBI's taxonomy places the organism in Eukaryota, Fungi, Basidiomycota, Malasseziomycetes, Malasseziales, Malasseziaceae. Bases 1 to 1431 code for a protein of 476 amino acids. Gene Ontology annotation, molecular function: protein-lysine N-methyltransferase activity. Gene Ontology annotation, biological process: peptidyl-lysine monomethylation. The record is from RefSeq and is a predicted model, not a curated record. The transcript has 4 exons.
AUGGCCAGCGGGGGGCCGGACACGGCGGCGCUACUUGCGUGGUGCGUCCGGCACGGAAUCGCGGUGGAUGAGCGCUUGUCAAUCGAACAUGUGCCUCUGGAUGCACACGAAGACUCGGACCUCGAGUACCAGGCCGAGGGCGGCGCCAUCGCGGUCGUAGCCAACGCACCGAUUCCAGCGGGGGACACGGUGGUCUAUAUUCCCUGCGAUGCGGUCCUCUCGACCAAGACCAGUACACUAGCACAUUCGAGUGAGUUUCAAGAGGCACUGAGGCUGUGUGCAGACAAUGCGCUGCACCUCGCCUUGUGCUUGGCCUACGAACGGGGCUUGGAGGACAAGUCGGCGUUUGCGGGCUACGUGCAAAGUCUGCCACGCCGCGUCAACUUGCCCAUGUGCUGGGAUGCAUCGUACGAAGGAACAAGAUGGAUUCAAAGCACCGAGGCCGCACGCGACGCAUCGACCAGCAAGCCUGGCUACUCUUUGCGCCGCCUGCAUACCUACUGGGAGACACAUGGAAAGGGGGUCGUCCGCAAAACCCAACAGGCCCAGGUCGACUGGCCCUCCUAUGUGGAUGCUUUUACCUUGGUCUCGAGUCGUGCUUUUGUGAUUAAUGUGUACCACGGCCUGUGCAUGGUGCCCAUCGCAGACCUAUUCAAUCACACAGAUAUGCACAAUGUGCAAGUCGAGGCCGAGGAGCUCGUGUGCCUCCAGUGCGGCUAUCCCCACCAGGGCCCAUGCACGCAAGCGCUCAGCAAUACGAUCGACGUGCGCUGCAUCGAGGCGCUCUACGAAGGGGACGAAGCCAUCAAUACGUACGGCGAUCUAAGCAAUGCCGAGCUUUUGUGCCAGUACGGAUUCGUGUUGGAUAGCAAGACCCUGUACGACCGCUCGAGCUGGGGGCCCGCCAUGCCCGCCGAGCUCCGCGAGCUCGAAGAGGCCUUUUCUUCGUGCCUGGCUUACACACCUAAUGGUAACCACGCUCCUGGAUUGGACCACCUGCUGCUUUCGCUCGAGCCAGAAGCCGCCUCGGACGACGCGCUCUUUGCGCGGCUGCAGAGCCCGCGCGACUUUUCACGCCCUCUCUUUGUCGAUCCUACCGGGAGACCGAGCUAUGUACUGUGGCGCCUGUGCCUUGGCGCCGCCAUGGCCUGCGCCGCAGCGCCCAUUACCGACUGGCCGAUGCUGUUGAACCAGGUGCAGUCGUUCGGCGGCGCGAUGCAGGCCGCUCCUGACCACGCGGUACACCUGGCCGCCCAGUGCCUCGCACACCUCUGCACAUCCCGCAUGAAAAAUCUCUACGUGACGACCCACGACGACGAAGCCGGCGCCUUGCUCCAGGCGGACCGGGGGCCGCUGCGGAGCACGGUCCAGCUCGCGCUGCAAGAGUCUGACACCCUCCACCGCGCUCGCGCCUGGGCCCAGUCCACGUGA